UUUAUACAUAAUUGAGAUUUAUUGUUUUCUCAUCAUUAUUGUUGUAUACAUAAAAUAUUACUCCCAUAGUGAUGGAUUUGGAAAAGAUUGAAGAUUUAAAAUCUCAUACAAUAUAUUUUAUUUUUUAAAAAAAUAUCUGUAAAAUGUUUAUAUGCUAACAAAAAUAUGUUGUAGAUCCACAGGAGCUUUACUUUUUAUCUACUGAGCUAAUCUCCUUCCUGGAUGGAAUUCAAAGAAGUCUAUAUUUCUCUUUGUUUCCUAAAUCCUUUAAUCACAUUCCUAGUUAGCUUAAAGAAUUCAUAUCAUGCAAGAACAGUUUUGGUUUAUAGCCACACUGGUAAGCAACUUGCACAUCAUCACCUUUGACCUUUCCUGCUUCAUGAUGCGCCAGCUCAUCCCACAAUUCUAGCUCCACCACCCACCUGCUACUUCUUUGUCCCCCUUCCACCACUCCAUCUCCCACUACCCAAUACACCACCCUCGCUGCCACCAUCAUCACCUACCAAACCCUACAUCUCCACUCUUUGUUGUUCAUUUUGUCUUGCCAGGAGCUUCCCUUUCCUGCCAUUUCUCAGUUUGGCAGCAAGAUGAAUGGGUAUUCCAAGAUGGGAGUGAGCACUGGCAUCACGACCAAGCUGAGUUCCACAGACUUGUCAGACCUCACCUUCUCCCUUGAACCAAAAGAACCCACACCAGAGGAAGCUGGUGUGAAGAUUCAGGAGGGGGAGGAGGGCCACCAGAGGAAUGGGGCGAUACUUGGCAGGAACUGCGGCUCUGCCUCUCAGAGGUUCCGGGACAAUGGCACCACCAGCCUUCACAACAUGGUGAGGAGGGCCUUCUCCAUGAGGAAGCCUUCCUCUGCUGCAGGAGGCUACUGGAGGAUGCAUGACACUGGUGAUGGAGAUGGGGAGUUUGUAGAGCAGGAGCAGCAGGAGGAGGAGGAGGUAAGGUCUUCAAGGAAGAAGAAGAAAGGGAAGCUCCUUAGGGCAUGCAAAAAGCUCCUUGGAAUUUAGACAUUGUCUUCUGUGUUUUUGCCAACACACAAACAAACACAUAUAGAUUGAGAGAGAAAAUAAAAAACUUUUCUCUUGCUUUUUGAUGUUAUUAAGGCCUCAUGAUUUAAGCAUUACUGUUUCUAUCAAAUAGUACUUGGUUUUUAAGUCUCUCAAACUCUUCUUAUUGUUUCAUCCUUGGUGAGCACAUGAACUAUAUUUUGGUUUGCUUUGCCUUCUUCUCAAAUAGUGGUUUGAUAUACUAUGAUCUCUAACAGUUCUAAAAAUGAAAAUAAAAAAAAAGUCAUUUUGUCUUUUUCAAACAUUAGUUUAUCAUUUCUCUUUUGGGCUAUUAGAGGAAUUCAGAGAAAUAGUAUAUUGAGGACCUCUUGCCAUCUUAUCUUUCUGAAAUGAACUCCUUAAUUUUUGUUGUAUUUUUUUUUCUUUCUUUUUGUAUCCAAUUCCCUCUUAGUAACUUCAAAGUUGUCUGCUUAUCUUUUAAUUUCUU
Molecule: messenger RNA, 1500 nt
Organism: Musa acuminata AAA Group (dessert banana)
Lineage: Eukaryota; Viridiplantae; Streptophyta; Magnoliopsida; Zingiberales; Musaceae
Exons: 1
Coding region: 588-1013 (141 amino acids)
Source: RefSeq, a predicted model, not a curated record